UUCAAAUAAAAUUUAACAGGUGGUUAUUCUCCCACAGUACAUGAUACGUGUCUCAGAUGGACCUAUAUUUGCCCCCUCUCUUCCUAUAAAUACCCUCUUCUCUCUCCCAUUCCCUCUUCAAAACACAGUCACUCCACACCUCUUCUGUUAAGCUAAAACAUCACUUAAAGUCUCUCUCAUCCCAAUACAUAUAAAGCAGAAUCUCACAAUAUUCAAAGUUUCACCCUUCAUUCCAAACAAACCAUAACAACUAUUAAUUGGCCAAAAUUGAGCACCCAUGGCUUCAUCUGCAACAGGCAAUUGUCUUAAGCCUAAAUUCUCAGUUUCAACCUCUUCAUCUCUAGACUUGGGUUCUAUUUCUUCUUCUAUACCUUUCAAAAGGCCUAGUAGAAAGCCUAACAUUUCCUGCUCUCUCCAAACUCCUCCCAUUCUUCAUUUGCCAAAACAAUCACCAACAUAUCCUCCAUCACCUACUCCAGCUUCUAGUCCCAUCACAAAACGCCCCAUAAACGCUUGUUCUACUGAGAAAACUCAAUCCCAACAAUGGAAUCCUUUUCAAAGAGCUGCAGCUAUGGCUUUAGAUGUGGUUGAGAAUGCUUUGGUCUUUCAUGAGCGUCAACGUCCUCUUCCCAAAACAGCCGACCCCAGUAUCCAAAUCUCUGGCAACUUUGCUCCAGUACCAGAGCGACCAGUCAAGCAUAAGCUUCCUGUCACUGGAACAAUCCCUGAGUGCAUACAAGGAGUCUACGUUCGAAACGGAGCCAACCCACUUCACGAACCGGUCGCCGGACACCAUUUCUUUGAUGGGGAUGGGAUGGUUCAUGCGGUUCGGUUCAAAAAUGGCUCAGCUAGCUAUGCUUGUAGGUUCACUGAAACAAACCGUCUGGUCCAAGAACGAGCUUUUGGGCGUCCAGUUUUCCCCAAGGCCAUAGGUGAACUCCAUGGCCACUCUGGCAUAGCUAGACUGUUACUUUUCUACGCCCGUGGCAUAUUUGGGCUUGUUGAUCCAAGGCAUGGUACUGGAGUUGCUAACGCUGGACUUGUUUACUUUGAUGGUCAUCUCCUUGCUAUGUCCGAAGAUGAUUUGCCUUACCAUGUUCGUAUCACUCCAUCAGGGGACUUGAAAACGGUUGGCAGAUAUGAUUUUGAUGGUCAGUUAAAGUCUACAAUGAUUGCUCAUCCCAAAGUUGAUCCUGAAACCGGUGAAUUUUUUGCGCUUAGCUAUGAUGUUAUACAAAAGCCAUAUCUCAAGUACUUCCGUUUUUCACCGGAUGGUAAGAAAUCACCUGAUGUUGAGAUUCCAGUAGACGGUCCAACAAUGAUGCAUGAUUUUGCAAUCACAGAAAACUUUGUGGUGAUCCCUGAUCAGCAAGUCGUCUUCAAAUUGCCUGAAAUGAUUCAUGGUGGCUCACCAGUUGUCUAUGACAAGAACAAGAUGUCAAGGUUUGGGAUAUUGGACAAGAAUGCCACUGAUGCUUCUGGUAUUAGGUGGGUUGAGGCACCUGAUUGCUUCUGUUUCCAUCUUUGGAAUGCUUGGGAGGAGCCAGAGACUGAUGAAGUUGUGGUAAUUGGCUCCAGCAUGACACCUCCAGAUUCCAUUUUCAAUGAAUGUGAUGAGAGUCUCAAGAGUGUUCUGUCUGAAAUUAGAUUGAAUUUGAAGACUGGCAAGUCAACACGCCGCCCCAUCAUUUCAGAAUCUGAACAAGUGAACUUGGAGGCAGGGAUGGUGAACCGGAACCUGCUGGGAAGAAAAACCCAGUUCGCAUAUUUAGCUCUUGCUGAGCCUUGGCCUAAAGUGUCGGGAUUUGCCAAAGUUGACCUCUCAACUGGAGAGGUCAAGAAAUAUAUCUAUGGAGGCCAAAGGUAUGGUGGUGAACCUUUGUUCUUUCGUCGAAACCCCAAUUCAAAGAACGAAGAUGAUGGUUAUAUUUUGGCUUUUGUUCAUGACGAAAAGACCUGGAAAUCAGAACUACAGAUUGUGAAUGCUAUGAAUUUACAGCUAGAAGCCACAGUUAAGCUUCCAUCUCGAGUUCCAUAUGGAUUUCAUGGAACAUUCAUAAGCUCCAAGGACUUGGAGAAGCAGGCCUAACUCAGCUUGAAUAGCCUUGUUAAGUUAUCAUCAAGUUUUUUAGAUGGUUUAGCAGGUUUGAGGGAGAGAUUUACCAGAGGGAUGCUUGCAUAUAUUGUCCCCGGAAUCUCUUUCUCUGUUUCACAGUUUGACAACCUUGUUUUUGGGUCAGUCCUGGACUUUUACCUUUUUGGUUAUUUUAAAGUGAAAGGUGUUUUGAGAGGCCAGCUUGUAGCUUUUGGUUAUAGGUAAUAUUGAAGCUCAGCUGGUUUCUGCUUAUUCUUUUACUUGUGUGCAGGAAACCGUUCAUAAAUAUGUAGCGUGUAUUUGUCUGGUUAUAAUAUAAAUAUCAGUACCUUGUUUAUUACCAUUCGAUAUAGACCUUGAGCAAAUCUUAUCAAUGGUAUAAUUGAGGUAUGUUUGGCCAAAGAGAUUUAAUCAGGAGUGAACAAUUAAAAAGAAGAAAAAAAAAUUUUGAGAAGAAAAGUGCCUAGAUUAUUUUUGCAUAGACAGCCGACAA
Molecule: messenger RNA, 2588 nt
Organism: Durio zibethinus
Lineage: Eukaryota; Viridiplantae; Streptophyta; Magnoliopsida; Malvales; Malvaceae
Product: 9-cis-epoxycarotenoid dioxygenase NCED1, chloroplastic-like
Biological process (GO): carotene catabolic process
Cellular component (GO): chloroplast stroma
Molecular function (GO): carotenoid dioxygenase activity
Source: RefSeq, a predicted model, not a curated record